Messenger RNA from Aspergillus glaucus CBS 516.65, 696 nucleotides. Its product is annotated as 2,3-bisphosphoglycerate-dependent phosphoglycerate mutase. The record is from RefSeq and is a predicted model, not a curated record. Bases 1 to 696 code for a protein of 231 amino acids. Gene Ontology annotation, biological process: glycolytic process. The transcript has a single exon. Gene Ontology annotation, molecular function: intramolecular phosphotransferase activity. Lineage: Eukaryota; Fungi; Ascomycota; Eurotiomycetes; Eurotiales; Aspergillaceae.
AUGACAUUCAAACUCAUUCUUCUUCGGCACGGCCAGAGUACCUGGAAUGCAUCCAAUCUGUUUACUGGAUGGGUCGACGUUCCAUUGUCGAACAAAGGGCUUCAAGAAGCCCGGAAUGCCGGUUUAUGCUUAGCUGAGUCGGGGAUUUUGCCAGAGGUCCUCCACACCUCGUUUUUGCGCCGCGCCAUCAAUACUGCGAGCAUUGCUCUUGAUGUUGCUGAUCGGCACUGGAUUCCCGUCAAACGUAGCUGGUGUCUCAAUGAGCGGCAUUACGGGAGACUACAGGGCGAAAACAAAGACAACGCAGCAGAUACGUUCGGUGCUGAGCAGGUCAGACUCUGGCGGCGAUCGUACGACGUGUCACCUCCAGCCAUUCAAGACGAUUUUGACACACGACCGCUUGAGCCACGCUACUAUGUGAACGGAUCAUAUGUCAUUCCCGAAACAGAAUGCCUUCGCGAUGUGAUGGAACGAAUGGGGCCCUAUUGGCUAUCUGACAUUGUACCGGAUUUGAAAAGUGGUCAGACGGUACUCAUCGUUGCCCAUGGAAAUUCACUACGCGCACUCAUUAAAUUAUUGGAUAACCUCAGUGACAAGGAGAUGUUGGAGAAGGAGAUACCAACUGGAAUUCCGAUUUUUUACGAGCUCGGCCACGAAUUCAAGUCUACUAUUCGGGGAGGAAAGCUACUGAAUUGA